This is a messenger RNA of Aspergillus pseudonomiae, 398 nucleotides long. RefSeq lists its product as uncharacterized. Bases 32 to 217 code for a protein of 61 amino acids. NCBI's taxonomy places the organism in Eukaryota, Fungi, Ascomycota, Eurotiomycetes, Eurotiales, Aspergillaceae. The transcript has a single exon. The record is from RefSeq and is a predicted model, not a curated record.
GCCGAGUAUAUGCAAGAUACCAAGGUUGUAUAUGGGUUUAUCUAGACAUACAACCAAACCGGUUUUCUGCGACAGGUGUGCAGACAAUCUCCAAAAUCAUACAUACAGCGAAGUUGCUGCGGUUAGCCUCCACCAGUGCGUGUUUCAUAUCGGAUCUCUGGCCGAAACCGCUCAUAUAGCGGUCAACAUCUCGACGAACUGGGUAGGAGAAAUGUGAAAGGGGCCAUCUUGUCUUGUUCUGGGUCACUGGGAAUGUGGGCCUGCCGAUGAUAUAUCGAUGUUUAAUUAGUGGUGGUAAGAAAUCGGCAAGGAUGCCAUCGUCAUGUUUUAAUGGAGAUGUCCACUAUGUUGAGUAGAUGAAACAAGAUCUCAGUCUUAUUGCGUUAAGUGAAGUUGCU